GGCGGCACCGUCCACUGCUCGCCCACCGUUUGCCCCCCCGUGACUUGCCCCCAGCCAGAGCGGAGGCCUGGAUCCUGCUGUCCUACCUGCCCCAGCUGCCUUCACCACAACCAGGUGGUGCCAGAUGGGGAGGAAGUCCCCAACUCGCUGGAUCCGUGCCAGGUUUGCGUCUGCACCGGGGGAGAGCUAGUCUGCACCCCACGCAAGUGCGUGGCUCCCCUCUGCGCCCACCCCUUGCCGGGCUCCUGCUGCCAAAACAACUGCAACGGCUGCAGCUACGCUGGAAAGGAGUACCCCAAUGGAGCAGACUUCCCCCACCCCGCUGACAGCUGCCGGCAGUGUCACUGCAUUAAUGGCCAUGUGCAGUGCCUCUCCCGUCGGUGCCCACCUCUGCUCUGCCCCGAGCCCACCCUGAGACCCCAAGAGUGCUGCCCCCAAUGUCCAGCCCCUCCGGCUGGCUGCCUCUACUUGGGGGUCACCUACAAGCACCUGGAGCGGUUCUACGACCCAUCGGAGAAGUGCCGCACCUGCGUUUGUGCCAAUGGUACCAUCACGUGCCAGCACCAGCCCUGUGCACCGGUCCUGUGCUCGCACCCACUGCAGCAGGGAUGUUGCCGCUCGUGUGAUGGCUGCCUUUACCAGGGCAAGGAGCUGCCCAACGGGGGGCAGUUUGCCGACCCCCAAGACCCCUGCCGCCUCUGCUCCUGCUGGGAAGGGGGAGUGGUUUGCAAGACCAAGGCCUGUCCUGCAGCCAAGUGCCCGUUCCCAGUGCCCGGGCCCUGCUGCCAGAGCUGUGAAGGUACGUAG
Molecule: messenger RNA, 807 nt
Organism: Notechis scutatus (mainland tiger snake)
Lineage: Eukaryota; Metazoa; Chordata; Lepidosauria; Squamata; Elapidae
Source: RefSeq, a predicted model, not a curated record